CCUGACCCUAAACAGAAUCUUUUAAAGAAAAAAAGCAGUGCCCCUAUUCCUUAUAAGGCAUGGGCAGGCUUCCCUGAGCAAAGAGAAAGGGGCGGUAACGGGUUAUUUCAGCCGAGUUUCUCCGGCAGCAGUCGCGGCAGAGUGAAGAAGUUGCCCUGAAAUUGCAAAGCCCUUCAUCUGAGCAGACGAUCUCAGGCAAGGGAGCAGGCAUCAGGUGAAACUGGGAAAAAAACCCACAACUUGAUCAUGGGAAAAUCAGCUUCCAAACAAUUUGCUGAAGAGGUCUUGAAAGCACACAAUGACUACAGGAAGAAACACGGAGUCCCCCCAUUAAAACUCUGCAAGAACUUAAACAGAGGAGCCCAACAGUAUGCAGAAGAACUGGCAGCCUCGAGGGUCCUCAGACACAGCUCUGAGUCUGCUAAUGGAAAAUGUGGAGAAAACUUGGCCUGGGCAUCCUACGAUCAACCAGGGAAGGAUGUUGCUGACAGAUGGUACAGUGAAAUAAAGAAUUACAGCUUUCAAAACCCAGGGUUUUCUUCAGGGACAGGUCAUUUCACAGCAAUGGUUUGGAAGAACACAAAGAAAAUGGGAGUUGGAAAAGCAUCUGCUAGUGAUGGGUCUACAUUUGUGGUAGCUAGGUACGAUCCAGCUGGAAAUGUAGUAAAUCCAGGCUACUAUGAAGAAAAUGUCCUUCCUCCAAGAAAAUAACCUUUCUUCAGAGGUAGUCUUAUUGCUUAGUGUCAAAUGAACCUAGAUUUGACUUAACAGUGUUUGAAGUGAAGUACAAUUCAAUGAAAUUUCCUGUUGGAUACUGCUGCUCACUUCUCACUGCAGAAGAAGCAAUUACAUGUUGCUUGAGUCAAUCUGCAGAUUAGAUCCCUGUUAUUUCUGAGGAAACUUCAGUUUAUCUGAAGUAUAUGCAGCGUUUCUGAGGGGUAACAGUUUCUAAGUUGUUCUUUUUUGUAAUUGCUUGCAUGAACUCUGUGUCAGCAUGUGAGUAUACACAUGUUGGAUGUCUUUUUCUAAACAAGCAAAUUUGUAGCUCUGUGUAAGAUGAAGAUACCAGCUUGUAACUAUUCCAAGUUUCCCAAUUUUUGCUGAUAAGUGCAACUUCUUUGCUCUGUGUGUACCUUUUGCUACUGUGGGGUCUCAUCCCUACAGCUUGAACAUAUGCAAAACCUCCUGUAUGAAAGUUACACGUAUAAAAUGUAGUGGAAUCUGGACAUAUACGCUUUCAUUAAAAGGAUCUCACAGAACACUAAGACAACAGUGGCGAAGUUGUAUCUGUCAAGCAAACUAUAGCUCAUGCAUGACCAAAAAGCUACUAGAAAUGUUUAAGUCUUAGCUUUACAUUUUAGGUGCUAAUAUUUAAAAGCUCAACCCUAUCUUACAGUUUACAGAAUAUACAUUGUCUUAUAAUCAAAUUGUCUACUUCCCUUCCAGAAAAGCAAGGUACUGCCAUUUCUCUUUGAUAUUUAUACACAAAAUAAGUUUUUUUGGGAAAUCAUCUUGGAUUUCAUUUCUUAAUAACUUAUUUUUAUUUCCUAGAGAAUAUCUUCUGCAGACAUUAACAUUCCCAAAUCAUAAUUAAGAGAUGUUUACUCUUAGUUCAUACCAUUUAAUAAUAACAGAAAUACAUAAUGUGCUGGAAAGAUGCCUUGAAAAUAAAAUCAGAUUUAAUUUCUUUAAAAGAAAGCAGACAGAAAUUCUGGACAUUUUUUUUUCUCUUAUAAAAUGUGGAUUUGCACUUUGACCAGGUUCAUGCUUCAUCCAGGUACUGUGCUUCAAUUUGGGGUUUUCAUUUCUAUGUAAAGGUUUCUUUUGACUUCUGCUUAGAUUUGGUUCAUGAAGAGUGCCAUUGCAGAAACACUUAUUUUUGUUUACACAGUUGUAAUAAACUGCACUGUUACGGCUUGAUGAUAUGUCACUGUGAUGCUGUAUAUUAUAAUCCUUUUGCUGUAACCAAGAAUUUAAUACAUAUAAUGAACAUCUGAAAAUUAUAUAUUUUUGAAUAUGAA
Messenger RNA from Numida meleagris (helmeted guineafowl), 2021 nucleotides. It is a transcript of the gene GLIPR2, whose product is annotated as GLI pathogenesis related 2. The record is from RefSeq and is a predicted model, not a curated record. The transcript has 5 exons. Gene Ontology annotation, cellular component: extracellular region. Lineage: Eukaryota; Metazoa; Chordata; Aves; Galliformes; Numididae. Bases 247 to 711 code for a protein of 154 amino acids.